UUAUCUUUAUUAAAAUGAUUUACUAAUCAAAUUUAAUUUCUAAAAAGUGAAAACAAUCAAACUGAUUAAAUCAAUUGAUUGUUAACCUUUUACUCUUUUGAAAUGAGCGCUUAAUGUUCACCCAACUUGUUGUCAUGGUUACGGUUGCUGUUUGUUUUUCUGAGUUCAUGUUGACAAUUUAAUUUGAUUUUCUUUCGUUUUAAUUGUUUAAUUAUUGGUUUUGUUUUGUUUGUUUCUUCAUUUUUACAGAAAUGUCUCUUUUGAUGGGAAAGGUGUGCGAAGCUGUGGGCAAGAAUAUUGUUCGUGUUGCUAUUCCUCAAUUGAAGUUCGAUUCAUUUCUUGUUACUCAUUUCAGAGAUUCAAGUGAAUUACAUGCGUUGGAUAAAAAAGGAGAGUCAAAGGUUGGCGAUUGGGUGCUUGUCUCUAAAUUACCAGAGAGGAUCAGUUUAAAGGUCGAACAUUCUGUUGAACAAGUGGUCUAUAAAUGUGGGCACAUAAUCGAUCCAUUAACGGGCAAAAGAUGUUUCCAAUACCACUACGAUGAAAGUGGUUCAAAAGAAAAUCAGAAUUCUAGUCCAAAUGAAAAACUGUAGAGGAAACGAUUGAUUAUUGAUUAAAAUCAUUGGAAUCAUUUGAAUAUCAUCCUGCCGUCUUCAUCUCUCGGUGCAGCAACAUCAGGUAAUCAUAUAGCCAAAGAUAGAUUAACAUCAAUAGAAAUUCGUGAUUUAUUACGUACAGAAAUAGAUAAAGAGUAAUGGACCAAUAAAAGCCCAAACAAUCACAUCACCGUAACCAUUACACCAAAGAUAUUUAAAACAAGCUCAUCCUCAUAACCAUUUAAAGGUUAAUCGGGUGAUGGAUCGCCAGAUUCAAUAAGAAUUAGGGUGAAACCUUUGGUCUUCCUUCGAGGAUCCCUCUUAAACCGGGUGGUUACAAUGAUCCUAAUUCACCUUUAUCAAUACCAACAACUGAUAAUAGGAAUGAAAUAAUUAACAAUUGACAGCUAAAACAUCAACUAUUCAAUCAGAUACAUAUGAGUUACGAGUUGGACUGGAUGAUUCUUGGUUCUUUACCUCGG
This is a messenger RNA of Panonychus citri (citrus red mite), 1078 nucleotides long. RefSeq names its product 28S ribosomal protein S17, mitochondrial-like. The coding region runs from base 252 to 593 and encodes 113 amino acids. Gene Ontology annotation, biological process: mitochondrial translation. Gene Ontology annotation, cellular component: mitochondrial small ribosomal subunit. The record is from RefSeq and is a predicted model, not a curated record. Lineage: Eukaryota; Metazoa; Arthropoda; Arachnida; Trombidiformes; Tetranychidae. The transcript has a single exon. Gene Ontology annotation, molecular function: structural constituent of ribosome.